GCAAUGCAAUAACCCUCACUACUGUCUGCCGGAAAUAGGAAGUAGAAGAAGCCACAGAGCUGCUUGCUAAUGUUGCUAACAAACACGGAAGCAGCUCAGCGUGCGAACUGGUAGCAUUAAAUCUACAAAAGAAGACGCCUUUAAUUGCGUUGAAAGCUUUCAGGCUUGGAUCCGAGGUCCUGUGCCAUUUUUUACAUUUUUUUUUUGAACUCAUCAUUUACUACUAUCAUGGCUGCAUCCCCAGUUUAGAGUUUUAUUUUUGGCUAAAUUAAGGAAUUGGAGGCGGAUGGACUAAGUUUUGGAUUGGGACUAGGAUUAGGAUAAGGAAGGAAGGACCAUUUCCACAGCUAUUUGUGAAAACAAGAGGUGAUCUUAAAGUCUGCAGGUGCCCCCAUUCUGUGUCAGCAGUGCCACUCACUCAACCACCAUGUCAGAUGGCCGGAUCUACGUGGGGAAUCUUCCCGUGGAUGUCCAGGAGAGAGAUAUUGAGGAUCUCUUCUACAAAUAUGGAAAAAUCCGUGAUAUUGAAUUGAAGAACAAUAGAGGCACUAUCCCAUUUGCCUUCGUCCGAUUUGAAGACCCACGGGAUGCAGAUGACGCUGUCUAUGGAAGGAAUGGAUAUGGAUAUGGAGAUUCCAAGCUGCGUGUAGAGUAUCCUCGAUCCGCUGGUGCUAAAUUUGGUGCUAUGGGAGGUGGUGGAGGAGGAGGAGGAGGAGGAGGAGGAGGAGGAGGAGGACCUAGGGGAAGAUUUGGACCCCCAACUCGAAGAUCUGAAUUCCGGGUCAUAGUGUCUGGGUUACCACCAACUGGGAGCUGGCAGGAUCUGAAGGAUCAUAUGCGCGAGGCAGGAGACGUUUGUUUUGCAGAUGUGCAGCGUGAUGGUGAGGGUGUGGUGGAAUUUCUCCGUAGAGAAGACAUGGAGUACGCAUUACGUAGACUGGAUCGGACUGAGUUCCGGUCACAUCAAGGAGAGACUGCGUACAUCCGCGUCUACGAGGAGAGGGGCACCCCCAACUGGGGUCGGUCGCGUUCCCGCUCCAGAUCCAGAGGACGUUAUUCACCUCCCUACCAUAACAGAGGAUCUCCCCCUCCACGCUACCAGUCACCUCCGCGCCAUGCUAUGUCACGCCAUAGCCCACCCCCCAGGAGGCACCCUCCACAGCACCAUAGCCCACCGCCGCGCCAUUACCGGUAGAAAGGCCUGUCAUUUAUAGAGGAAUUGGGAAACUGUUUUGUAUUCUACUUUUUAUUUUAUUUUAUUUUUUUUUUUACCCCAGGCCUCCUCAUAGGAUAGUUAUUUCUUGCUACAUACAUUCCAUGGUCAGGAUCACCUGAACACCCUGCUCCUCCCCACAGCCUUAAAGAUUCUUUUUCUUUGUUCUUUAAACACCCAUAUGUGUUAUCUGAAAGCAGGAUUGUUGUUUUCAUAGUGAGGUAAAUGUAUUUGAUCAUUGUAUAACAAAUAGGAGGUUUCUUUUAUAAAGAAAUCAUGGGUUGUGAUGUCAAACCUUGGCAGGAACCAGUACACACGGAAUGUUAUAUUGUCCAAAACAAAUUACACAAUUCUGCAGCUAUCAGGCUAAAGAUCAUACUCCAUCUUAAAUUCUUGACAAACGUUUCCUUUUUUUGUGUCAUAUUGUUGUAGCUUUAAGUAUAAAGUUUUUGCCAAUCUAAGAACCUGUGAAGCUAAUCAAUAUCCUCUGAUUCAAAAAAUGUAAAAUUAGUGAGCGUUUUAGAGUAGUGACACAUGUUGACUGUGAGCCUCACCUGUCAGAUUAUUUUUUUAAUGUGUGAACCGCUGACCGAGGUGGCCUGUAGGUGGACUAUAAUUUGUAUGCAUCUCUAAUGUUGUUUUGUUUUUUCUUUACCAAUAAAAUGCAAACUUUUA
Messenger RNA from Siniperca chuatsi (mandarin fish), 1888 nucleotides. It is a transcript of the gene srsf9, whose product is annotated as serine and arginine rich splicing factor 9. The record is from RefSeq and is a predicted model, not a curated record. Gene Ontology annotation, cellular component: ribonucleoprotein complex; cytoplasm; nucleus. The transcript has 5 exons. Lineage: Eukaryota; Metazoa; Chordata; Actinopteri; Centrarchiformes; Sinipercidae. Bases 428 to 1195 code for a protein of 255 amino acids. Gene Ontology annotation, molecular function: mRNA binding.